UUCACCCUCGCGGCAAACCAGAAAUCACCGUCUCCGUCGAAUCGCGUCCUCCCCUUCUCUCUCUCUCUCUCUCUCUCUCUCGCCCACUCCGAGAGCCGAAGCAGCCAUCGACGGCCGUCCUCCGAGCUCCCCCGCCACCGGCCCCGAUCGGUCGCCGGAAAACCCCCGAAUCGGAGCGCUCCGGCAGUGGAUGCUCGCUUCUCCGAGAAGGAAAGCGGGAGCGGAGGAAGUCGCGGCGGGGCGCGUGGAAGGCAGAGCGAGGCGGGGAUCGAUUCGAUCGGAAGGAUGAGGUCAUCUUCUUCUUCUUCUUCUUCUUCCUCUUCGGGAAGGAUCGACAUCGCCGCGAGCGCGCAGAGGCUCGACGUCGACAACAGCAUCGCGCUCCGCUACUACUACAGGAUCGCCGACAACGUCCUCAAGCAGGCUAAUAUAUUCCGACAGGAGAAUAAUAUUGUAGAUCUGUAUGUUAUGCUUCUCAGGUUUUCGAGUUUGGUUUCCGAAACCAUUCCUCGCCAUCGAGAUUAUAGAGCAUCUUCACAAAACAAGAAGGUUUUACUGAAAAAGCAACUUAGGAUUGCAGUGACUGAGCUGGAGAAAUUGCAGCCCAAAGUGCGGCAGAAAAUUGAUGAUGAUUCUAACAGGAAACAGGCGAACCAGAUGAAUAACUGGGGUUAUCGUAAUCAAAGUAAUUCUCUGGAAUGGACUCCUGUCAGAAAGCAGACUUCGACAAAUUACGACAUGAAAGUGGUAUCGAGACCAGCUUCUCUACUGUCAAAUUAUCAAAGUACAACGAUCCAGCCGCCUCUGCAAUCCAGUCCACUGAAUGAGCAAUUCCGCAAAUUAUCACUUAGCAUGGUGCGCCCGAAGGAGGAGACUCUCUCCAGGCAUUCUAUUUUAGGGCCUAAUGGACUUAAUGGGCACUGGCAGCCACCUAGGAGCGAUAAAGGGGUUCAAUAUCCAAGCAACAUAGACUUGACUCCGGUUGAAAUACCCAGAAGCAGGCUGCUACCAUCUGUAGAAGACAAACAUGCAAUUAAGAAGGACUCCACUGAUUUGGAAAAGGGAACAUCCAGUUUGGUUUCAAAUCUCGUUGUUGAUGAUGGCAACAAGUUGCCUCAAACUGAGGAAGAACCUCUGAUGAUCUCCUUUGAAACUACAGAAACAACUGUUCACACAGAUAUCAUUCGACAGCCAUCUCCUCCUCCUGUUCUGGCAGAAGUGCAAGAUUUAAUUCCAGGAGUGUCUCACGAACAUAAUGAUCUAACGUGUGGUUUGGAUAAGCCUGCAUCUCAUAAUUAUGUUUGUUCAGAGUCUCCCCUGCAGUUGCACAUUUCAACGGCAUUGAUGAAUACCUUUAUGAAACUGGCUAAGAUCAAUACUGACCGUAAUUUGGAAACGUGUGGCAUCCUUGCAGGUUCACUUAAAAAUAGAAAAUUCUUUGUCACUGCCCUAAUCAUUCCAAAGCAGGAAUCAACAUCGGAUUCUUGCCAGACCACAAAUGAAGAAGAGAUAUUUGAAGUGCAAGAUAAGCAAUCUCUUUUUCCACUCGGGUGGAUUCAUACGCAUCCUACACAGUCCUGUUUCAUGUCAUCGAUCGAUCUUCAUACCCAUUACUCAUAUCAGAUCAUGUUGCCAGAAUCUGUUGCCAUAGUAAUGGCUCCAAGAGAUGGUUCGAGAACCCAUGGGAUUUUUCGGUUGACGACACCCGGUGGCAUGUCAGUCAUAAGACAGUGCCAGCAGCGCGGGUUUCACCCUCAUAACCAGCCUUCGGAUGGCGGGCCAAUUUACAAGGCGUGUACAGAUGUUUACAUGAACCCGGACCUUAAAUUCGACAUCAUUGAUCUGCGAUGACCAGAAUUCUGGCAUCAGAACUGGUAAUUGUCUACCGUGCAAUUGUCGAUAGCAUAUACGAAUAUGAUGUCUUUGUUUUUUUUUUUUGGGGAAAUUCUGAUUUAGCCCAUGGUUGUACAUAAGACAGGAAGAGCUAGACUGUCCCAGUUGGCCUGUAUUGUGUGAGAAAUUGAUAUGAAGUCAUCUGGGAAGCUACUGCUUGUCUUGAAGAGAUUUUUAUCUGUCU
This is a messenger RNA of Syzygium oleosum, 2077 nucleotides long. Its product is annotated as AMSH-like ubiquitin thioesterase 1. Bases 286 to 1851 code for a protein of 521 amino acids. Lineage: Eukaryota; Viridiplantae; Streptophyta; Magnoliopsida; Myrtales; Myrtaceae. Gene Ontology annotation, cellular component: endosome; membrane. The record is from RefSeq and is a predicted model, not a curated record. Gene Ontology annotation, biological process: protein K63-linked deubiquitination; protein K48-linked deubiquitination. The transcript is spliced from 14 exons. Gene Ontology annotation, molecular function: protein binding; K63-linked deubiquitinase activity; metal-dependent deubiquitinase activity.